Messenger RNA from Haliotis rubra (blacklip abalone), 1868 nucleotides. RefSeq names its product cobalamin trafficking protein CblD-like. The record is from RefSeq and is a predicted model, not a curated record. Gene Ontology annotation, cellular component: mitochondrion. NCBI's taxonomy places the organism in Eukaryota, Metazoa, Mollusca, Gastropoda, Lepetellida, Haliotidae. Gene Ontology annotation, biological process: cobalamin metabolic process.
CAGUUUAAGGUCAUAGAAGUACUUCCGGUUUGUGAUACGGUUGUGAUUGUUUUCUUGUAAUACAGAAAUACUUUGGAUUACUAUUUAAACUAUUGAAAUUACGAGUGAAAGUGGCGCUGCUAUUCCGCUGGUUACAGACUGGGGAACUGUGUGGUAGACCUGUAGUGAUAUAUACAGAACACUGAGCAGCUCUGGUCUGUGAUGGCUGCUCAAUUGCUGAUUGGACAGAGACGGGUUGUGGCUUAUCUCCCUUGUGUACAGGCAGCUGUUGGGCAUUUCCGAAAAUUCUCAUCCCAUAAUAAACCCUACCACACGGAGCACUAUAUUGUGGAGGCUACAAACACACAGACAGUUUGGCCAGACACAAAUCUGGGGCCCUUUGGUCCACAAGACCGGCGCUUCCCUCUCCCGGGACUCGUAGGAACAAACUCAUCUCUGCAACAACCUUUCAAACACCAGCCUCACGCGGAACCAGACAGGGUGUUACCUCCCCUUGCUGUAGAGAGGCACUACCAAAUAACAGAGCAGUUCAUUAUAUCAUCAGAACAGAUCGAGGCUGACUCUGGCUACCUGAAGGAGCCUCCCAUCCCAACACCAUCUGACAUGUUGGAGUGUGUAGCUCAGGACUGCCCCCACAUCUUGAGGAAAGACUUCACCGAUCUGUUCCCUGGCCAUGACAUCAUGGAGGGAGCCUUCACUGUGAUCACCAUCUCCCAGCGGACACAGCACGACAUGACGGGGUGGUCCACGCAGGUGGACAUUGAGAGGGAAACACUCCUAGCCACUUUUAUCCAGGGUGCGACAGAAAUCUGUGAUGCUUUACAACAGGCAGGGUACUGGGCCGACUUUAUUGAUCCAUCCUGCGGCAAACCAUAUCGAGGACCACACACCAACUCAUCGCUGUUUGAAACAGAUGAGCGUUACAGGAAGCUGGGGUUCGAGAUUGAGGAUCUAGGGUGCUGCAAGGUGAUACAGCACCACCUGUGGGGGACGCACGCCUACGUGGGCUGUCUGUUCACCAACGCCCCCCUGGACCAUCCCGUGAUCCAGCAGAUGCAGCAACCAGACAAGUCAUAGUCAUCAAAUGUUACAAAUGUAGAUACUUCUGGAAUGAACUAUUUUUGAAAAGUUUGUAUGUAUAUUGUUGGCAAGGAAAGUGCUGUCAUGAUUCUGUUGUGAUGAUGUGAUAUGUUUGCUUUAUCUUCACGGAGAGAUGUUGCUAUAAUCUCUAACUUGUUCAAUGAAUGUCCUAGAGGCUUGUAUAACAAGUCAAUUUUCCAUGCAAAAUAAGACUACUUUCGUGUAGGCAAAAUCUCUUUCCUGUGUGGUAAAAUGGCACUAUUUCAAGUUGAUGCCCCAAGUGACUAGUCCUCACACCACUGUGUUUCCUAUGUAGGGGGUUAUGGAUUAUCUCUGUGGAAUUACAUUUUGUAUUUCAACAACUCUAUUGACACUCUAUUAUUAAGCAAUAAUGUUUGACACUUGCAUACACAAUAGACAUAUUUGUACUGAAGAAUUGACAUCACUAUUGUUUGUGUAUAUGAGUUAUAAAUGCAAACAAACAUAUUGAAGUCAAUUUUUAUAAAAUGUCAGCAAUAAUACCAUCACAGACUGCUUGUUUAUAUGUUAGUACAGAAAACAUUGAAGACAAAAAUACAAUAUCAGUGACAUGGUUCAGUGCAAUGGUGCGACACAAACCUCAGGCAAUCUAUGUGAAACCAGUAGUGUUGGGAAUAGGUUAAAAUCUCGUAAUUGAAGAUUGGUUCAUUACAACCGAUCAAUCAUCGAAAAUAAUUGGUUAGCGUCAUUUAUGAAAUUUUCCUGGUUAUUUUUGUUAUGCACAAAAAAUAAAGAAAAUAUGUGCAGUU